AUGUACAACCCCUUCUCAAAAACCGGCGGCACUGGCGGUGGCGGCGGCAGCGGAUACCAACAGCCUCCUCGCGGAGCACCACCUCAAUCCGGUGGCGGCGGCGGCGGUAACUUCAGCAGACCCUCAAACUACGGUCAACAAACCUAUGGUGGUGCAGGAGGAGCAUCUAUGUACGGUGGUGGCGGCGGCGGAUAUCAACAACCACAACAACCACAGCAACAAUCCCGUGGUGGUGGUGCUCAAGAAUUCGGGAUUACCAAAGUUCCAGAUGAAACCUGGGUUUUGCAGAAUGUUAUGGCUGUGAGUCCUGAUGACUUUAGAGAGGAGUCAUAUGUCAUUCUUGAUGAGAGAUGUGUCGUUACUGUUAGACCAGCACCAUCCAUCCCCCGUGGAUUAAUCGGUCUCGGUAACGCUCAAAGAGAAUGGGGUCAAUGGGGUCUUCAAGACCGUAUUUCAGUCCGAAGAUACGACCCUUUCUCCUCGGGAAAACAAGCAUACCUAGGCUCUAUGGACGUCGAAAUCGGCUUCGCUACCAAAAAGGUCUCAGAGGAACAAUACGAUCAAGAUGAUCUUUCAAAACUAGUCAUUCGGAACUUCCAAAACCAAAUGUUCUCCCCGGGCCAACUCGCCAUCCUCGACGUCCGCAACAUGCGUCUCCAAAUCCACGUCAAAACCGUCGAAAUCGUCGACCUAACCCAAGAAAAAGGAACCUCAGGCCAACAACCCACAACCUCAGACCCUUUCGCCAGAGGUAUCCUAACCCCUCAAACCUUCAUCACAUUCUACAAACAUGCCGCCUCCCCCAUAAAACUUAAGGGUUCAUCCAAACGUCCCGCUGCGAAUAGUAUCAUCCAACCCAACUUCAAAUUCGAGGAUAUGGGAAUCGGUGGUUUAGAUACCGAGUUUUCUGCAAUCUUUCGAAGAGCCUUUGCUUCUCGUAUCUUCCCCCCGGGGUUAGUCGAAAAACUAGGAAUCCAGCACGUCAAAGGUAUAUUACUCUACGGACCUCCGGGAACAGGAAAAACCCUUAUAGCCCGACAAAUCGGAAAGAUGUUAAACGCUCGAGAACCAAAAGUCGUCAACGGUCCCGAAAUCCUAAACAAAUACGUCGGACAAUCCGAAGAAAACGUUAGAAAGUUAUUCGCAGAUGCUGAAAAGGAAUAUAAAGAAAAAGCAGAAGAAAGCGGUUUACAUAUCAUCAUCUUCGAUGAAUUGGACGCCAUCUGUAAACAACGUGGUAGUAAAAACGACGGUACGGGUGUGGGUGAUUCGGUCGUCAACCAGCUGUUAUCCAAACUCGACGGCGUGGAUCAACUAAACAACAUCCUCCUCAUCGGAAUGACAAACCGAAUGGACAUGAUCGAUGAAGCCCUCCUCCGUCCAGGAAGAUUAGAAGUCCACAUGGAAAUCUCCCUCCCGGACGAAUUCGGUCGUCGUCAAAUCCUCAAAAUCCAUACUUCCAAAAUGCGUGAUAACAACGUAAUGGACAAAGACGUCGACAUCAACGAACUAGCAGGAAUGACAAAAAACUACUCCGGCGCCGAAAUCUCCGGUGUUGUCAAAUCCGCCUCAUCGUUCGCGUUUAAUCGACACGUUAAAGUCGGUACCGUCGCUGGCAUUUCGGAUGAUAUUGAGAAUAUGAAGGUCAACCGUCAAGAUUUCUUAAACGCCAUCGAUGAGGUUAAACCGGCAUUCGGUGUUAGCGAAGAUGAACUGGCCAAUUGUUUACAAGGUGGUAUCAUUCACUAUAACUCCUAUGUGGAACAAAUCCUCAAAGAAGGCCAUUUAUUCGUCGAACAAGUCCGAAAGAGCGAACGUACACCCUUAGUAUCGAUAUUACUCCACGGCCCUCCAUCCUCCGGCAAAACCGCCUUAGCAGCCAAAAUCGCAAUCGACAGCGGAUACCCCUUCAUCAAACUCCUAAGCCCAGAGGCCAUGGUCGGAAUGAACGAAAUGGGUAAAGUCAGUUAUAUCAGCAAAGUCUUCAUGGACGCCUACAAAUCCGCAUUAAGCGUAGUGGUUCUCGACAACCUGGAACGGUUGAUAGAUUACGUCCCCAUCGGUCCUAGAUUCUCCAAUGCGGUUUUACAAACUAUUCAGGUGCUGUUGAGGAGGAGACCGGAUAAUGGGAGGAGAUUAUUGAUCUUGGCUACUACCACCAGCAGAAGCGUUCUGUCGCAGUUGGAUGUGUUGAAUACUUUCGAUGGAGAAUUAGGAAUUCCUAACGUGGGGACGCACGAUGAACUCGCGCAUAUCUUGCAGGAGCUCAAGGCGUUUGAUCAGAGGGAGGUACAAUCCGCGAUCAGAGAGAUUGCAGAUGUAACCCAAUCUAGAAAAUUGGGUGUUGGGAUUAAAAAGAUUAUUUUGGCGGUUGAAACGGCUUUGCAGGAUGAAGAUAGAGCGGGAAGGUUUGCAAGUGUGGUUUCUAGAGCCGUUGGAGAAGCUAGAGCCCUGGAACCGGAAGAUCUGGGACACCAACAGCCGCAGAUACAGCAGAUACAGCCGUUACAGUUGCCGAACGUGCAGGGGAGAGGACAAGCCGGAGGCGGGUUUGAACAGGGUUAUGCCGGAAGGUAUUAG
Orbilia oligospora ATCC 24927 is the source of this 2580-nucleotide messenger RNA. RefSeq lists its product as uncharacterized. The record is from RefSeq and is a predicted model, not a curated record. Gene Ontology annotation, biological process: SNARE complex disassembly; intra-Golgi vesicle-mediated transport; Golgi to plasma membrane protein transport. Gene Ontology annotation, cellular component: Golgi stack. Lineage: Eukaryota; Fungi; Ascomycota; Orbiliomycetes; Orbiliales; Orbiliaceae. Gene Ontology annotation, molecular function: ATP binding; ATP hydrolysis activity. The transcript has 3 exons. Bases 1 to 2580 code for a protein of 859 amino acids.